AAGCAAUAAAACUCUGGUAUUUUUUCUUUUCUUUUUUUUUUUAAUUUUUUUUUAAAAGGUGACUUCUAACAUUGAACUACAUGACAUUCAAAGUUUUCAUAAGCUUAAACUCUCUAUAUAAGUAACGCUCACAUCAUUUGCCAAAUGUGUACCUUUCUUUCUUUCUUAUAUAUAUAUUUACUCUUGAUCAACAUCAAUUAUCAUUGUGAUUAACUUUGAAAGAAAUUUUAUUAAUCUAAUUAAGUGAUGGCAAUGUCAGCGGUAGCAACUCUCCUCUUUCUUCUUGUUGCUUCUCCGGUGGCUUUUGCCGCUAACCACGUCGUUGGAGGGGAUGGGGGAUGGACUCAGUCCGGAGAUUACACCACUUGGGCUGCUGGUGAAACCUUCAACGUUGGUGACACCCUUGAGUUCAACUAUGGCGGAAGCCACGGAGUGGAUGUAAUAAGCAAAGAUGACUACGACAACUGCAACACCGGUAACGCCAUCAAGUCAUACAAUGAUGGAAAGACCACUAUCAAACUUUCCAAAGCUGGUCCAAUGUACUUUACUUGUCCUACUUUUGGUCAUUGUCAAGGUGGCAUGAAAUUGGCUAUCAAUGUCCAAGAUAGUUCCACCCCUUCUACUCCUUCAACUCCAACUACUCCAUCAACUCCUGCAACUACUCCUUCAACUCCUUCUGACUCACCCGCCACACCUACUACCCCUAGCGUUGGCAAUACACCCACGAAGUCUACACCAACAACGCCUAAUGGAGCAACAGGAGUUCUUGGCAACAUGAACAAGUUUGUAGUUGGAGUUUCAGUUGUAUUGGGAGCUUUGUUUGCGUUCAUGUGCUAGGCGAGAGGCAGUGCUUUAAUUUGCAUCAUUAUUAAUUUUAUUUCCUGUUAUUAUAUAUCCGGGUUAAUUCAGCUGUUAUUUUUGUUCCCUUUUUUAAUUAAUGUUCAUGAGCGCUAAUUUUGUGUGCAUAUUGUUGUAAGAAAUAAAGUUAUUUUUUCUUCA
Molecule: messenger RNA, 999 nt
Organism: Capsicum annuum
Lineage: Eukaryota; Viridiplantae; Streptophyta; Magnoliopsida; Solanales; Solanaceae
Product: uclacyanin-3
Exons: 2
Coding region: 247-837 (196 amino acids)
Cellular component (GO): plasma membrane
Molecular function (GO): electron transfer activity
Source: RefSeq, a predicted model, not a curated record